GUACCAGCUGGAUCCAGCAGCUCCAGAAGCUCGCGCUCACUUCCUGUGCGAUGCCUGGACUGGGUUUUUCUCAAACAUUCACGGAGAGCAGAUCAGGCGGCAGCACUUCUAUGACCUGCGCAACAUAUUGCCACCGAUCAAGGUUGCAGUGGAAGUGAAAUCUCACAAAGAGGUCUUGGAGUUGACAUUGCAGGAUGACAGCUCUGAGUGGGCAGCUUUGCCAUAUGAGAUAGCAUCGGCCUUUGUGAGAACGCUCGCAAUCCACAUGCAUCAGCUACAGGAGGCGAGGGAGGCCUACAACCAGUUGCUUGCAAAUGAUGCAAGUGAGACAGCUGCCAGCACCAUCAAGGCCAAAGGCGUGUAUGAGAAUCUGAAGAACUACUCAAGAUUUGUGGUGAUGAAUGCCAGGACGGGGCACUUGGCCACACAGGACUGGGUGGCCAGGAAUGUGACUCGCUUGCCAGAUGGAACUCCUACCUGGAAGAACAAGUCGGCCAAGAAGUCAUCUCCUUGGGCAAUGAUCUUUACCUUCAAGACUCAAGGAAAGGAGGCGGAAUUGUUCCUGAAUUUGGCUGUGGCUGCGCCUCAGCGUAGGGUGAGGUGCUGGGAUCUACGUGGUGGGAAUGAACGCUGCAAAAUCGCCUCCAUGCUGGUUGGCUAUGAGCACCUUUUGAAUGACUUUGAGCCAGAUGAUGAAGCUCAAGCGUCAGAUGCCGAGUCGGAAGCCACUGCAAUCGGCGAUGAAGCGGGACUUCCAGGACUGGUGUUGGUCCAGUGUUUCCUGGUGCCAGGACAAGAAUUGGCUAUGAUGGAGGUUGAGAUGCCUGAUCCUGCAGCAGCCACUGCUGCUGGCGCGGAAAGAGAACCAGAGCCUUUGAUGGACCGCUUUGAGAUGUUGGAAGCCGGUGUGAAAGAGAAGAAGCCUGAGCCUUUGCGUGAUGUGGGGGGAGAUGAUCGAGAUGUUGCUAACAUUGACCGUGAUGAGUUUGUGGCCAUGACUAACGUGACCAAGAGGCAUAGCUCAGGGGCCGUCUUCAUGUUUCGCCCUGCUUAUGUGGAGCUUCAUGGGAAAGGUCUGGUAGAUGUUCCAGAUCUUCCUGGAGCCGGCAUCUUCUACCACACAAGCACGAGACAAUGGCAUGCAGCCUGGGAGGGCGGCAACAAAGCCCCAAGCGGGCUUUGCUGA
Molecule: messenger RNA, 1186 nt
Organism: Durusdinium trenchii
Lineage: Eukaryota; Dinophyceae; Suessiales; Symbiodiniaceae
Source: the annotation of a GenBank genome assembly